Messenger RNA from Camelus dromedarius (Arabian camel), 3103 nucleotides. Its product is annotated as ras GTPase-activating protein 4. Gene Ontology annotation, biological process: intracellular signal transduction; regulation of GTPase activity; negative regulation of Ras protein signal transduction. The transcript has 21 exons. Bases 149 to 2557 code for a protein of 802 amino acids. NCBI's taxonomy places the organism in Eukaryota, Metazoa, Chordata, Mammalia, Artiodactyla, Camelidae. Gene Ontology annotation, molecular function: phospholipid binding; GTPase activator activity. The record is from RefSeq and is a predicted model, not a curated record.
CGAUUCCUCCGCCCCCACGCUUACCUACCCAGCCCUGCGCUGCGCGUUCCCCGCGGAGCCCAGUCCAGCGCCGGCCCGUCCACCAGCCGCUGCACUGAACCCUGGUGUCCGGCUCCCCCUGGCCAGGACCCCGCGUCGCGGACCCGCGAUGGCCAAGCGCAGCUCGCUGUCCAUCCGCAUCGUGGAAGGGAAGAACCUGCCAGCCAAGGACAUCACCGGCAGCAGCGACCCCUACUGCAUCGUGAAGGUGGACAACGAGCCCAUCAUCAGGACAGCCACAGUGUGGAAGACCCUGUGCCCCUUCUGGGGCGAGGAGUACCAGGUGCAUCUCCCGCCCACCUUCCAUUCUGUGGCCUUCUACGUCAUGGACGAGGAUGCCCUCAGCCGGGACGACGUGAUCGGGAAGGUCUGCCUCACCAGGGACACCCUGGCCACUCACCCUAAGGGUUUCAGUGGAUGGGCCCGCCUGAUGGAGGUCGACCCUGACGAGGAGGUGCAGGGCGAGAUCCACCUGCGGCUGGAGGUGGUGCCGGGGACCCGGGCCUGCCGCCUGCGCUGCUCUGUGCUGGAGGCCAGGGACCUAGCCCCCAAGGACCGGAAUGGUGCCUCUGACCCCUUUGUCCGCGUGCGCUACAACGGCCGGAUGCAGGAGACCUCGAUCGUGAAAAAGUCAUGCUACCCACGCUGGAACGAGACGUUUGAGUUUGAGCUGGAGGAGGGGGCAGCGGAGGCGCUGUGCGUGGAGGCCUGGGACUGGGAUCUUGUCAGCCGCAACGACUUCCUGGGCAAAGUGGUGUUCAACGUCCAGAGACUGUGGGCGGCCCAGCAGGAGGAGGGCUGGUUCCGGUUGCAGCCCGACCAGUCCAAGAGGCGGCGGGAAGAGGGCAACCUGGGCUCCUUGCAACUGGAGGUGCGGCUGCGGGAUGAGACGGUGCUGCCCUCCGGCUGCUACCAGCCCCUUGUGCAGCUACUGUGCCGAGAGGUGAAGCUGGGCACCCAGGGCCCAGGGCAGCUGAUCCCACUCAUCGAGGAGACCACAAGCACCGAGUGCCGCCAGGACGUGGCCACCACCCUGCUCAAGCUCUUCCUAGGGCAGGGACUGGCCAAAGACUUUCUGGACCUGCUCUUUCAGCUGGAGCUGGGUCGCACCAAUGAGGCCAACACCCUGUUCCGGAGCAAUUCUCUGGCCUCCAAGUCCAUGGAGUCUUUUCUGAAGGUGGCUGGGAUGCGGUAUCUGCAUGGCGUCCUGGGCCCCAUCAUUGACAAGGUGUUUGAGGAGAAGAAGUACGUGGAGCUGGACCCCAGCAAAGUGGAGGUCAAGGAUGUAGGGUGCUCCGGGCUGCACCGCCCUCAGACCGAGGCUGAGGUGCUGGAGCAGAGCGCACAGACGCUGCGUUCCCACCUGGGGGCGCUGCUGAGCGCGCUCACUCGGUCGGUUCGCGCAUGCCCCGCCGUGGUCCGCGCCACCUUCCGCCAGCUCUUCCGGCGCGUGCGUGAGCGCUUCCCCAGCGCCCAGGACGAGAACUUGCCCUUCAUCGCCGUCACCAGCUUCCUGUGCCUGCGCUUCAUCUCUCCUGCCAUCAUGGCGCCCAAGCUCUUCCACCUACGGGAGCGGCACGCGGACGCCCGCACCAGCCGCACCCUGCUCCUGCUGGCCAAGGCGGUCCAGAACGUGGGCAACAUGGACACGCCGGCUUCCAGGGCCAAGGAGGCGUGGAUGGAACCACUGCAACCCACAGUGCGCCAGGGCGUGGCCCAGCUAAAGGACUUCAUCACUAAACUGGUGGACAUCCAGGAGAAAGAGGAGCUGGACCUGCAGCGGACCCUGAGCUUGCAGGCACCACUGGUGAAGGAGGGGCCGCUUUUCAUCCACAGGACCAAGGGCAAAGGCCCCCUCAUGUCCUCCUCCUUCAAGAAGCUCUACUUCUCCCUCACCACGGAGGCCCUCAGCUUUGCCAAGACACCUAGCUCCAAGAAAAGCACCCUCAUCAAGCUGGCCAACAUCCGGGCAGCAGAAAAGGUGGAGGAGAAGAGCUUCAGCAGCUCGCAUGUCAUGCAGGUCAUCUACACAGACGAUGUGGGCCGGCCCCAGACCGCCUACCUGCAGUGCAAGUGUGUGAACGAGCUGAACCAGUGGCUGUCUGCAUUGCGGAAGGUGAGCAUCAACAACACCGGCCUGCUGUGCUCCUACCACCCUGGUGUCUUCCGAGGGGACAAGUGGAGCUGCUGCCACCAGAGGGACAAGACAGAUCUGGGCUGCGACAAGACCCGGUCCCGGGUGACCCUGCAGGAGUGGAAUGACCCUCUUGACCACGAUCUGGAGGCCCAGCUGAUCUACCGGCACCUGCUGGGCGUGGAGGCCACACUGCGGGAGAAGCACCAACAGCUGCGUGCAGGCCCAAAGACAGGCGCUGUGCCAACAGGCCCUGGAGAAGCCCUUGGGGACCCACUGGCCCAGCUGCUCCAGGUGCUACAGGACCUCCGGGAGGCCCACAGAGCCAGCCUGGCCGGCUUCCCGCGCUCGGAGCCCAGCCGCCUCCUGGAGCUGCAGACGUGAGGCUGCCCCACAUUCCCUCACCAAGCCCUUGCCAGGUGCUGGGAGACCCCUGAGCACUCCCAGCUUUUCACCUCAGUCCCUCUCGUUGGGGUGCAGGGCCUGGGUCUCUCCUGGGCUGGGGGAGCUGGGAGAGCCAGGGGCCUAGGGGCCCAGAAGUCUGGAGCUGAUGUGGCCUCGGCCCGCUGCUGCCCAUCUACCAUCUCUAGGGGACUUAGGGAGCUCCAGCUCCUCCGUGAGGCCCGGCUGUUCCCCGCCAUCCCCGCAGCCAUUGCCGUCAGUAACCCAGACUCCCCAGGGUUCCCUCCUCUCCUGCCCAGGGCAGACCUAGCCAGAAACCCCCCUUAGUGUGGUUCACACCCAGACAGACUGAUGCUCCUUGGACCCAGAGAGGCAGAAGGGAACAGAGGGCCCAGGAGAGCAGGCCUUGACCUCGGCACCCCUGUUGCUCCUGGCCACCAUCCCGCCUGCUGCCCUCGCGGCCUUGGCUGCGCCCCCGGGAGAGUGUCACGGUGCUCUGUUGCCAACAAUAAACCUGCUAUGACCGCG